AUGUGGUGGCCAGGAGGUCUCGUAAACGGUGACUUCAAUGGACCAGUUGACACCACAGUUAAAGAGACUGAUGAUGUACUGCUCAAAUGCGGCUCACAGUCUGGUGCGGCAAUCACCUUCGGGGUAUGGAUAGAUGAAGAUGGCGUUUUUGCCUCAGAAGAAACCUUGGUAAAAACUACUGGCAAAUAUUCAAACUUUGAGCUUGUUGCUGAUUUUGCGACUGGUCAGUUAGAUCUACGCAUCAACAAUGUUGAGUAUGAAGAUCAAGGGACAUAUACAUGCCAGAUUGGUGGAGAUCCUGCUAAACCAGGGAUAUUGACAGUAGAAGCUCAAGUAACAAAUGUGACAAUCACAGUAAAUGGAUCAUCUAGUUCACCCGUUGAUGUGAUGGCUGGCGAGGAACAAACGCUUGUCUGUACAGCCGUUGGUGCCAGACCACGUGUAGGAAUAGACUGGACCAUUGAUGGGACCAGUCGUUCUGGUGAUACUGAGACAGAAAGUGUCAAUGGAGAUACAACCGAUACUAUUAGCACUCUCCUAUACACUCCAACUAGGAACGAUAAUGGUCAUCAGUUUAGAUGUGAAACAACAGGACAGGAAGCUGCAACACCUCAAUCACAAUCAGUCACCCUCAAUGUGCAGU
Messenger RNA from Asterias rubens (European starfish), 643 nucleotides. RefSeq names its product kin of IRRE-like protein 2. The annotation marks the transcript as partial. Gene Ontology annotation, biological process: cell-cell adhesion. Gene Ontology annotation, molecular function: cell adhesion molecule binding. The record is from RefSeq and is a predicted model, not a curated record. Gene Ontology annotation, cellular component: cell-cell junction. The transcript is spliced from 3 exons. Lineage: Eukaryota; Metazoa; Echinodermata; Asteroidea; Forcipulatida; Asteriidae.